UCCCAUUCCUCCCCCGGGGUCUCCAGGUUAGCUGGCCGCCAUAAGCUGGCGCCAGAGGCCUCCGGGCCUGCAGGGGGCGCCAGACGCAGCGGAGCAACCGGCUCCCGGGUGGGACCAGAGCUGCGCAGUCAUGAUCACCACUGAGGCCGCGGCAGAGUCCGCUGUCCCCGCGGUGCCCGGUGAUUUGGAAGCUACUGGAGCCCCGGAGCGCGAGCAGCUGGUGUGGCCCUGGAAAGAUGCCGCGAUACGGGCGCUGGUGCAGCGCAUCCACCAGUUGCAGGCUGAGCGCGCGCAGGCCUUCCGCCGGCUGGAGGAAGGCCACCGACAGUACCUGAGCAGCGGCCCGCCCUACGACUUUCCGCGCUACCGGAGCACAGUACACGAGGUGACCCAGGCCUUCGCCGCCGCCUCGCGGGAGGUGCUGGCGGUGGAGGCCGAGCUAGCCGGACCCCGAGCACAGCCGCUGCUCGCGAGCCACGUGCGCAGGCUGCAGCAGCUGGAGGAGACGCGCCUGGCCACGGUGGCCCUGCUGCAGCUGAUGGGGACACCAGAGCUGACUGGGCAGGACAGCCUGCAGAUGCACCAGCUGAAGAUGAAGGUAAUUAAAACCAUGGAAGCGAUCAGCGAGGUUCUCCAGGAUCUCAGGUUUGAUGCAGAAUCUGCUGAGUGAUGGUGGCUCCCCAGGGACAAGCCAAAGGAGAUGGGAAAUGGGGCAUAUAGCGCUCUGCCCUGACUGCCAGCUGGCUGGGGUCACGCCCCACCGGACCACUGACCCUCUUCAAGUUCGCCUCACCUCUCAUAAUAAAGAACCUAAAGAACCUUU
Molecule: messenger RNA, 823 nt
Organism: Eubalaena glacialis (North Atlantic right whale)
Lineage: Eukaryota; Metazoa; Chordata; Mammalia; Artiodactyla; Balaenidae
Gene: REX1BD
Product: required for excision 1-B domain containing
Exons: 5
Coding region: 131-670 (179 amino acids)
Source: RefSeq, a predicted model, not a curated record